Molecule: messenger RNA, 1045 nt
Organism: Cyprinodon tularosa
Lineage: Eukaryota; Metazoa; Chordata; Actinopteri; Cyprinodontiformes; Cyprinodontidae
Exons: 7
Coding region: 97-1038 (313 amino acids)
Source: RefSeq, a predicted model, not a curated record
UCAAUUUAUACGACUCCAGUGUGGCAUUACUUGAACGCCUCCAUCCACUGACUGCGAAGAAUUCUAAGGAACUGUGAAUUUCCUUUAUUCUUAAAAAUGAUCCUCAUAUUUCUGCUUUCAUGUACUACUAUACUUGUUACUGCAGUUCCGGUUAGUCCCAAUGCCCAUCCUCUGCAGGAGUCACAAAACGGGCUCAGUCACACAGGCCAGCCUGUUGAUGCCACAGUCCAGAAAGCUGAGCCUCAGUUGGGCUCCACUCCUCCUCACGGUUUGGAUCAACCACAGCUUGGAAACACCCAGCAGGUGGAUCAACAGGCGAAUCACCAGCAAUCAUUACAGCAGCAUUCUUUUUUUCCACAAGGGGGCAGUCCAAUGAUGAUCUCCCUUCCGCAGAGUGUUGGUGGAUUUCUAGCCCCUAACCAGCUGCCCCUUGCACAUCAGCCAAUGAUUUUUCCAUCUUACGGGUUCUUGCCUGUCUUUCCCUCACCCUAUGGCAAUCAGAUGUUCUCCCCUUAUGGAUUCCCAAAGGUUUCUGGUCCUUCCCUCCCUCAAACUCCAACAAAUCAGCUAACUAACAGUCCUGUACUGCCAGCGGAAAAUGCUGGAGUGGCAGCUGCACCUUCCGGAGCAGCAGCUCAACAAACACAGCAACAGACUCCCCCAAUAGUAUAUAUGCUCCAGCAACCCUUGAAUCCCUCACUUGGAGGUCUUAGCUCAGAGGAACUUGAGACGGCAGCUAAAAUGAGCCAGCUGGGUAUGUUUAUGCCCACCAUGCUGGGGAACCUUCCAAACGGUGCAGGAGCAGUUCAAGCACAGAGCCAGACUACUGGCCUCACAAACCUAGAACAGCGGGUUGCCGGGCAAACUGCAGGGACGUCAACAGCUGGAGCCCAACCAUUACAGGGUCUGCCUUGUGCUGGAUCACAGGCGAAUGCUAACAACUUGCCUGCGGGUCUGAAGACAGCCGUGCAAGAAACUCCCACAGUGCAAACACCAGCUCAACCCAAACCCCAGUCCACACAGAGAAACCAUUUUUAAAACUGUA